Molecule: messenger RNA, 1158 nt
Organism: Paramacrobiotus metropolitanus
Lineage: Eukaryota; Metazoa; Tardigrada; Eutardigrada; Parachela; Macrobiotidae
Product: muscarinic acetylcholine receptor M2-like
Exons: 2
Coding region: 13-1158 (381 amino acids)
Biological process (GO): adenylate cyclase-activating adrenergic receptor signaling pathway
Cellular component (GO): membrane
Molecular function (GO): G protein-coupled receptor activity
Source: RefSeq, a predicted model, not a curated record
UUUAAGCUAGAAAUGGCGAAUUUUACCCCGCAAUACAACAACACUACAGCUUCGGGAUAUGAUUACCCAGAGCCGCCAUCAUUAUCACAACUGAUCCCAUUGAGUAUUAUCUUAAUCGGAGCCAUAUGCACGGCGAUCGGAGGAAAUGCUUUUAUCAUAUACGCAUUUAUCCGUUUUCCCCGUCUGCGCACACAGUUUAACACGUACAUCUUUAAUCUGUCCAUCGCUGACCUUUUCGUCGGGAUCAUCGUUAUGCCGUCCUUCUUCUUGUACAACUGCUACGGAUACUGGCCCUUCGGGGAACCGAUGUGCUCGGUGUGGGUCUUUACCGACUGGUUCAUGACCUUUGAGUCGGUGCUGACGCUGGCGGUGAUCAGUGCAGAGCGAUUGUGGUCGGUCACCUGGCCCAUCAGCUACAAGACCUGGCAUAGGACCAAUCAGGUGCGGUGUACGAUUGUACUGACGUGGUUGGUGGUAGCGGCUGUUUGGAUACCGGCGCUUGUUUACGAUCGAGUAUAUCACGAUAAUAUUGUGGAAAACUGCGCAUGGGAUCCGGCGAAGAAUUUUGCCAGCGGAAUUUAUAUUGGAGUUCUGGGAUAUUUAUUGCCCUUUCUACUCAUGUGCUCGUGUUACGCGAUCGUAGGCUGGAAAGUUCGAACAAGGUCCGCACCGUUACGUAAAAUGCUUGCAGUGGAGCAGGACAGGACUGUUACUAGCGUUCGACAGGCAAUAACUGUUCAUACGAAUGAUAAAUCGCUUGCACCACGUAAAGUUUUAGAAGAUCCUGAAGAUAAUGACCUAAAUGAGCCAAAAAAGAGACCACUGAAAAAAUCGUCGAGCAGCAAACCCACUACUCGGGAGGGAUCCGCCCUGGUGACCUUAGGUGCCAUUGGUUUCGCCUUCUCGGUAUGCUGGAUACCGUUCUACGUGUAUUUCUUCGUGACGCUGUUUGCCUGGGCUCAACUACCAGACUGGUUCCUGACCUUAAGCUACUGGCUGGCGUAUCUAAACUCGGCAGUUAAUCCUGUCCUGUACACCGCUCUGAAUGAAGAUAUGCGGAAGAAGGCUAUUGAAAUACUGUGUUGCCGAAGAAAACGCGUAAUGCCGAUCAGUAAUAUGACACGUAUAAAUAUUAAUGAUGCCGCCAAUGCAUUUUAA